Molecule: messenger RNA, 1573 nt
Organism: Myxocyprinus asiaticus (Chinese sucker)
Lineage: Eukaryota; Metazoa; Chordata; Actinopteri; Cypriniformes; Catostomidae
Product: histone H2AX-like
Exons: 1
Coding region: 991-1419 (142 amino acids)
Cellular component (GO): nucleosome
Molecular function (GO): protein heterodimerization activity; DNA binding; structural constituent of chromatin
Source: RefSeq, a predicted model, not a curated record
CACCCUGGAAUAACAAAGUUUAAUCGCGGUUUAAGCCAUGUUUCUUGGAUACAUAUAACAUCUGGAGGAUUUGUUAAUUUAUGUACUAUUCUUUUGAACUCUUGGCCAUUCGCGAUCAGUAUUCUGGCAUUCCAUUGUACUAUCCUGAAUGUCAUAUUAUUUGUUUAACCUUUGCUAGUCUGGUAAUUCCUGAGAAUUUGCAUUAUUCUCAGAUUGACCUAGGAAUGUCUGAAUUUUCUCAACUGUUAUACCCAGCUGACGUGUUGCUGCAGAUAUGAUUAUUUUCAGUUUCUCUGUCCUUUUGUUUGUUUGUGCAGUGCAGUUAAUGACUUCUGCGAUAAAUGCAAUGAAACUCACUUUACUAACCAUGAGAAUACUUGAGUCAGCAUUCGCUUUAUCCGUAUAUGUACCCUUGUUUGAUAUCUCAUUUGUCUCGUUAUGAGUGUUCCCAUCACUUUUCUUAUUUCCUUGCUCAUUUUGAAUCUUCUUUACUACUUGUGCAUAUGAUACAUUGUGAUCUGAUUUGUACUUCAUAACUUACAUUACUUGUUUUUGUGCUGUACAUCCUAAGUAUGCUGCACUAUGUGGGCCUCCUCAUGAUAAACCGCCAAAAAUUGUCUUAAAAUUCAGAGGGAAUUUGUUCAAUUGGUUUGAAUUUGCCGCCCAAAUUUUAUUGACAGAAACAGACACCACUGGUGGUGCAGAGAAAACCUACAAACCAAUGAGCUCUCGCUCAUGUAGCGGCUCUCCGAUUGGUGCUUUAGUUUGCGCUGUUUAUGCAUGGAAAGGAUCGAGCCAAUAGGGGGUCACAUCCGCUCUAGGUUUGCUCUGUAAGCCAAUCAGGUCCGGGUUUCACAGCUUGUCGCCAAUCAAAAGUGUAGGCGGAGCUACACAGCACUCCUUCAGCCAGUCGUUAAAUACUGCAGCAAUUGUUUAGAAUACCCCAUUGAAUUCUUCUACACCGUAGAGAGAAAAAUUAACGUGAACAACAUGUCUGGAAGAGGUAAAACCGGAGGAAAAGCCCGCGCCAAGGCAAAGACUCGCAGUUCCCGUGCUGGUCUACAAUUUCCCGUCGGCCGUGUUCACCGUCUUCUGCGCAAAGGCAACUAUGCUGAAAGGGUGGGCGCUGGUGCUCCCGUCUACUUGGCUGCUGUUCUCGAGUACCUCACCGCUGAAAUUCUCGAGUUGGCGGGAAACGCUGCAAGAGACAACAAGAAGACUCGUAUCAUUCCUCGUCAUCUUCAGCUGGCCGUUCGUAACGACGAGGAGCUGAACAAACUGCUCGGUGGAGUGACAAUCGCCCAGGGUGGUGUUCUUCCCAACAUCCAGGCCGUGCUCCUGCCCAAGAAGACUGGCCAGGCUGUCCCCAGCUCUGGGAAAUCUGGAAAGAAAGCAUCUUCCCAGUCGCAGGAGUAUUAAGAACUACACUGACCACUCUUGAACUAGUUUAAUUUUCUCAACGGCCCUUUUAAGGGCCACCCAACUCGUCUGAAAAGAGCUUAUUCCAUAUUGAAUGUGAUCUCGUGUUUGUGGUUUUGCUUUGACCAAUUAUUAAAGAUUCCUUUUUUUUAAA